This is a messenger RNA of Chilo suppressalis (striped riceborer), 3989 nucleotides long. Lineage: Eukaryota; Metazoa; Arthropoda; Insecta; Lepidoptera; Crambidae. The record is from the annotation of a GenBank genome assembly.
UGAAUAAUUAAAAUAAAUUCAUACACCUAUUUUUUUUUUCAAUUACAUUCAAUCUAUUUCGCGUUAUUCUAAAUACACGCGAAAAUAAAAAGUUUACUUUAAUGAACUUUUAUUUCACAAUUUUUUUCUUGUCUCUAUGAUCUAAAUUGCUACAAGCCGACAAAUGGACAGUGCGUGUGACGUUUCACGGCACGGGGUCCUGCCCGCGCUGCAGUCGUCGACGCGCCGCGUUACGUUGCGUAGUUUUUCCGAGCGGGCACGUCACAGGGUGAGAUCGGCAGCGAAGGUUGCGCCCGUGACCGCGCCCGCCGCCGCCGCCGCCGCCGCCCGCCGCGUGUCGCCUGCCCGUCGCACAGUAUCGCGUCGCGCUCGCUACUUCACGGUCCUCGACCCAGGAGCCUAGAGACCUCGAGAGGUCACCACUACUCCAGUGAACCACGUCGUGAGUGAUGUGUGCGAGCCCGCUGACAUGUGCGAGCGAGUGAGUGUUGUGAAAUGCGCGAGAGGUGACCGACGGCGCCCGCCCGCCAGACCAUAGCUAUGUGGACUCUCUUAAUCCCCAUACUGGCCCUAAUCGGGCUGGGCGGUGGGGCCACUUUCGCACCCCACAAGGAGCUACUCGAGUGCGCGAGCCAGAUCCUGUACAUGGACCAGCAUAUGUACCAAAUCCCCACAGACUACAACAGGAACACACCACCCGGAAAAAACACUACAGUAUACAUCGGCGUGAGCGUCAACAGAGUGUCUGGAGUCGAUGAGAACAAAGGGGAGAUCACACUGGACGUUUUCCUGCAAGUUUCGUGGGAGGAGCAGCGGCUCCACGUGCCGAAGAAUUCCCCAUUCAUCGACCUCCCGUGGGAGUACCGCCAGCUGAUCUGGACCCCGGAUCUGUACAUAUGGCAGCUGCAGACCAUGAAGAUCCUGUCGGUACUGCAGGAAAUGGCCUCCUUGAGGCUCUACUCCAACGGGACCGUCUCUGUCAGUAUUGGUGCCACAAUCACAAUCAAAUGUGAGAUGGAUUUCGUCUUAUACCCUCUAGAUGUACAAAACUGCGACAUAGAUUUUAGUAGUUACAAGUACACAACGCAAGAUGUGCGGUUUGAGUGGCGCGAAGUAGCGCCAUGGCUGGGCCUCGGUUUAGUUGGAGAGCACAGGAACCAGUAUCGCCUUCCGAAAUACGUGGUUACCUUCGCCACUGACAAAAGUAAUCAUAUUCGCAAUUUUGGUGAAGGCGAGCAUUCAGCAGCUCGUCUCCAAAUCAAGCUGUCUAGGGAGCUACGGAGCUACCUCCUAGAGAGCUACCUGCCGUCUUCCCUGUUCGUCAUCAUCUCUUGGGGCAGCUUCUGCGUCAUCCCAGAGAUCGUUCCUGGGCGUAUGGUGCUUCUAGUCACCACACUCCUUUCACUAGUUACGAUGUUCGACACCGUCAGCACAAACUCCCCUGACGCGUUAGAGCUCAAAUGCAUCGAAGUGUGGCUGAUCUCGUGCACGAUAUUCGUGUUUCUCGCGCUGCUGGAAUAUUUCGUAGUGUUGUUCGGCAUCCGGUACGACAAGAACUGGAGCCGGCGACGGCAGGACAUACGCAGGGCGGCGUCUGCCGCGCAGCUGGCACCGCCGCCCUUGCAUAUGAACCAUAAUCAGAGAUUGAGUACGCCAGUAACGGGUACACCUCAAGGCGGUGUCUUCAGCCCACAACUGAGCGUCGAAGAUGAGGGACUAAAACAACAAUUCUCUCACCAGACAAUACAAAGGUCGUCCCAGUCGGGCAAAAGGAAUUGGAGACAAAAUAAGAUUGGAUGUGAAACGAGAUCCGUCAGCAAGGAUUCGCCAAUAUUUGACACGAUGCCUCCAGGGGACAGGCCGACUAAUUUCAUGGCGCGAAUGGCAGCGAUGGCGGAUCGAGGCGUUAUGUUUUGUGGCGCCCAACAUGGGACUUUAGAUAGAUUCGCCUUGAUACUUUUCCCUUUAUGCUUUGUCCUAUUCAACAUUAUCUAUUGGACCACGUACCUCAGUGAAGCGGCUCAAAAUAAGUGAGUGUAAUCAAAAAAAUACACUUUAGUGUGUGUGUAAGUGUAAGUGACACUCUAAUUUUAAGGUAAACAUCACACAUGUGAUUCGAGUGCCUCAGACAAUAUUAACUUAGGUAAUUGUGAUUAUUUUGUAAAUAUUGGACAAUUUGCUAGUCGACUUUACAAAUAGUUGUUUGACCCCGCAACACACAUUAUGUUUUUAAUGUUCAAAUCGCUAACUUGUUUAUGUAACGACUUUUGAGUGAUAAUGUAAAGUAAGUGCUUAUACCUUCCUAAAUCCAAUUCCAGCUAAUGAAGGGCUUAUUUGGAAGUUUCAGUUUCAAUGAGUAAUUACAUAUUAUUCACACUAAGGACAUCCAAUCUUAGAUUAAAACAAAAAGGGAAGAUACGGCACUCGCGGCUCAAAAUUGUGGUUACAUACAAUAAUUCGAUUUAGUUACAAUUGAACAUUCAAACACGCUGCAUGUGCAUUCAAUAUAACAAUAUUGCGUAUAUUCUGUUUUAUACAGAUAAAACAAUGCCUUCGAUGUUUUUAUAAAGAAAACAUAUAGUUCAAAGUUCAAUAACAAAUGCCUAGGCAACACUUUUCAUUCGUAAAACUGUAAAAACAUUUUUUUCUCAAAAGGCACUGUUUGUCGUGAAUGUUUUGAACGUAAUCGCCAUUUUGUUAUCAAGAAAAGGACAACAAUACAGGUCAGCCGUACAGACUCGGAAGCGGACUCGCCGUUUCGCUCGCGCUGCGUCGAAGCGUACAGUUCUAUCUCGCUCGCUCGAUUGAAUGUAUACAGAAUUGUGCGUGUGUGAGAGUUACUUAUGUAGUUGAGUCGGAUCAUAUUUUAUUUGAUGCUAGUAUGAGCGUAAGGUAUCUUCCUUUUUUGUUUUAAUCUAAGCAUCCAAUAAAUGAAAGUACUCUCUACAGUGAUUUAAGGUUCUCAAAUAGAGACGGUACGACCAAUAAAAUAUGUUUAUCUUUUCUAUCUUAUACUUGAUUGGUAUCAUAUAAUUGAAAGUGCCUUUUCUAAUUUUGAACAAUCUACACAUAGGCUGACAUUAAAAUUAACCAGUUUAUACAACUAUAAAACAAAUAAUCAAACGCAAUGAAAAUUUUGUAUCCAUGCGUUAGACAGACGGACUAGACUUUGAAAUAAAAAAAUAUGAGUGUAAUAGUAUAUCUAAAUAUGUGCGUAACUGUGAUUUUAAAAUAACCCAAAAAAACUGUUUAUAUCAUGACUUGUAAGUACCUAUUGGUGAUGUAAUGAUUGACUUAACAAAUAAAUAAUCGAGGGGACCAUAAUGGCACUGCUCGUAGAUAGAUAUACAUAUCUCAAACGUUAGGCAGGUACUCUAUGUUUUAGUGGUACCUUACUACCCCUCGUUUACACCAAGGUAUAAUAGAUAUUUAUAACAAUUUUUAUACAAUGUCUUAUUUUUUUGUUCACACACACAUGUAUAAAACAUGAAGUAGGUACAAUACAUGUUGGAUACACAAAAUAUGUGAAGUAAAUAGUGAUUUAUACUUGUAAAGAUACUCGUUGUCUAUGCAGUGUAAACGCAAGAAUGUCACAACAAGUAUUCUACAAGUUUUGUGUAUAACUAGUAUAUGAUUUGUUUCUAGGUGUAUACGAGGGAUUAAAGUUACAAUAGAAGUGUUAACCCAAAAAACUUACAAUUAUGGCACAUUAUGUGACAACUCAAUUACAUAUCUGGGUAAAACUGUACUUCCAGAGCCCAAGAGGUGAUACUCGAACAAGGUCUCUUGCAAAAAAGGUCUCUUCUAAAAAAGUUGUUGUUUUCUGGCGAUUCGCCGGCCGCUGCCGCGACACGCUCGCUUCGCUCGCUCGGCUUGCGCGUUAUGGUCACAACACUAACCUAACCUAACCUAGUGUGAAGUAUCACCACUUGGGCCCUGGAAGUACAGUUUAGCCCAUAUCUGUGCCCCUAGCACGAAACAAUAGUGAA